Drosophila ficusphila is the source of this 1160-nucleotide messenger RNA. RefSeq names its product homeobox protein rough (gene ro). The coding region runs from base 1 to 1056 and encodes 351 amino acids. The transcript has 3 exons. Gene Ontology annotation, biological process: regulation of transcription by RNA polymerase II. NCBI's taxonomy places the organism in Eukaryota, Metazoa, Arthropoda, Insecta, Diptera, Drosophilidae. The record is from RefSeq and is a predicted model, not a curated record. Gene Ontology annotation, cellular component: nucleus. Gene Ontology annotation, molecular function: RNA polymerase II cis-regulatory region sequence-specific DNA binding; DNA-binding transcription factor activity, RNA polymerase II-specific.
AUGCAACGCCAAAAAGUGGAGAUUGGGUCACCCGAUGGCUCGCCAGCCAUCGAAGGAAGCGACAGUAAUAAUCCGCUAUCGAGCACCACGAACAUAACCGUACCGCAACGUCCGUCGUCGCCGCGUCAGUUUUUCGAAAGACUCUACGGACAUUUGGAAACGCGUAGCUCGGAAAACGGGGACAUCGACGUGGGAACCCACGCCCACAAGCCGCCCCCCUGCGAAACGCCCUAUCACAGCGACGGCGGAAGCGUCUCCUCGCCGGACAUCUCCAUCAGCGACGAACGCUCCUCCCUCCCCGGAUUUUCUGCCUACGACUUCUACGGCCAGUCCAAGGAUUACCCCCGGCAUUCCACGCAGCAGCUCCAUCAUCCUCAUCCUAAUCAUCAUCCGCAGCAAUUGCCAGUUCAUCAGAAGCUCAGCUACGUGACUCCGCCGCCAGUGAUUAAUCCCGGAGUAACCGCGAAUCCCGGCCUGCCACACGGAUUUCCGCCCGGGUUUCCCAGUGAUCCGCACUUCAGCGCCGGAUUUACUGCAUUCUUGGCUCGGAGGCGCCGCAAAGAGGGAAGACAACGCCGCCAGAGGACCACUUUUAGCACGGAGCAAACCCUUCGCCUGGAGGUGGAGUUCCAUCGGAACGAGUACAUCUCCAGGAGCCGUCGGUUCGAACUGGCCGAGACCCUUCGCCUGACGGAAACGCAAAUCAAGAUUUGGUUCCAGAACCGCAGGGCCAAAGACAAGCGGAUAGAAAAGGCUCAGAUCGAUCAGCACUAUAGAAACUUUGUCGUGGCCAAUGGUUUUAUGAGCUCUAUAAUGGGUCAAACGACCACGACCAUGCCCCCCGGAGGCGUUGGCGGGGGCGUUGCGGUCGGAGUGGGCGUGGGCCUUGGUUACUAUGCCGCGGCUGCGACGCCGCCAGCGCUGCCCAAGGAUAACACGCAGGAUGCUAAUUUUAUCGACAUCGAUGACCAGUUCGAGCAACAACAAAUGCAGCAGCAGCAACAGCAACAACAACAACGACGUCGAGCAACAGCGACGCUUAUUAAUUCAUGCUAGCAAUUAUCAUUAUUACUAACUGAUUACAUUUAAUUGAGCUUUAAAAUGUUUAGCCUAAGCCUAAGUAGUAGUAAAUAUAUAACUGUAAAAAAAAGGGCACUGGA